This is a messenger RNA of Scophthalmus maximus (turbot), 4030 nucleotides long. Its product is annotated as solute carrier organic anion transporter family member 1C1-like. Bases 395 to 2476 code for a protein of 693 amino acids. The transcript has 15 exons. The record is from RefSeq and is a predicted model, not a curated record. Gene Ontology annotation, biological process: sodium-independent organic anion transport; transmembrane transport. Gene Ontology annotation, molecular function: protein binding. Gene Ontology annotation, cellular component: membrane. Lineage: Eukaryota; Metazoa; Chordata; Actinopteri; Pleuronectiformes; Scophthalmidae.
GCCACUGAGAGGACAGCAUCGUACCGACACACCUCGCUCCGCGCGUCCAUGUGCGCAGUCAGUCCGUGGCACAGAGGCCGUCGUGACGCACCAGGCGGCGCGCUUCCAGCGGCAUCAGGCUUCGCGCCCCUCGGCGGGGACAAUGGCGCAGGGGAUCCCGGUCCGAUCAGUGCAGAGUUGGGCUGAAGUCGGCCGGAGAUGAACUCCGCAGGGACGGGUCGAGACGGGUCCUCCUCCAUCCGAGUUUCCGGUUGGCUGUGUCAUCGUCGGACCCCAAGCGAUCGAUCGGAUGUGUGAAAGGGCAGCGAGGUGAGGCGGGUUGCAUGCAUCAGUGCCAAGAAAUUGCAUUACGUGGGAGACUUCUGUUAAGGAGAUACAGCAACAUUUCUGGAGGAUGGAGGACAGAACGGAGAGAGGGCGCACGCAGGAGAACGGACGCAGUGACGGCGCCGCCGGAAAACAACGCUCCUCUCCCUGCGCCAGCCUGAAGAUGUUUCUGGUGGCUCUCUCCUUUGCCUAUUUUGCAAAGGCUCUGUCGGGGAGCUACAUGAAGAGCACAAUAACUCAGCUGGAGAGGCGCUUUGACAUCCCCAGUUACCUAAUAGGUGUCAUUGAUGGGAGCUUCGAGAUAGGUAACCUGUUGGUGAUAGCUUUCGUCAGUUACUUUGGGGCCAAGCUCCAUCGGCCAAAGAUCAUUGCAGUAGGUUGUGUCCUGAUGUCCAUUGGCACCUUCAUCAUUGCUCUGCCUCACUUCAUCAUUGGACGCUACGAAUUUGAAACGUCAGCGAGGAGGAUAGUGAACUCAACACUUAAUGUCUCUCCGUGUGCGGUGGGUUCAUCAGCUGACCUGACCCAAGGUGGUAAACUGCCUGAAGUGCCAGCCACAGGUUGUGAAGGUGAGUCCAACCUUUCCAUGUGGAUCUAUGUGCUCCUGGGAAAUGUCCUGCGAGGGAUCGGAGAGACGCCGGUUCAGCCUCUUGGGAUCUCUUAUAUAGAUGAUUUUACCACCGAGGAGAAUGCUGCUCUAUAUGUGGGCUGUGUGCAGACCAUCUCGGUGGUUGGCCCUGUGUUUGGAUACCUGUUAGGCUCCCUUUGUGCCAAAAUCUAUGUGGACAUUGGAUUUGUAAAAAUGGAAACUAUCACCAUCACCCCAGCAGAUGCCCGCUGGGUGGGGGCUUGGUGGCUGGGCUAUCUCAUAGCCGGGGUCAUAACCCUGCUUUCUGCCAUUCCAUUCUGGUUUCUGCCCCGCUCUCUGCCCAUGUCCGGGCCCCGGGGACCAGAGAAAUGCACACCAGAGCAGAAGAGUUUCAUGAAGCACAAGUAUCCGGCAGAUGAACAUGCUAGUUUUACAGAGAUGGCCAAAGACUUUUUUCCGACCCUGCGAACUCUGCUGGGACACCCCGUGUACCUGACCUACCUGUGUGUGACAAUCAUCCAGCUGAACUCGCUCAUCGGCAUGGUCACCUACAAGCCCAAGUACAUCGAGCAGCACUUCAGGCAGUCGGCCUCAAAGGCCAACUUCCUCAUGGGCGUGAUCAAUAUCCCCGCUGUGGCACUGGGGAUGUUUUCUGGAGGUCUGCUGAUGAAGAGGCUGAAGCUGAACAUCAUGGGAGCAGCCAGGUUCGCCUUUGGCACGUCUCUGAUUGGCUACGUCCUCUCGUUGUUCUUCUUCGCGAUGAGCUGCGAGAAUGCCAAGGUAGCCGGGGUGACACUUUCGUACAACAGCGUGGACAGGAUAUCUUAUGACAAACAUCCAGUGUUCACGGCCUGCAACUCCGACUGCUUCUGUUCAGCGAGUGACUGGGACCCAGUCUGUGGAGAGAACGGCAUCACGUACGUUUCUCCCUGUCUCGCCGGCUGCACCGACUCUGCUGGCUCAGGGAAAAACACUGUCUUCUCUAACUGUAGCUGUGUCGGUGUGGCCGGUAACUUUACGGCCAGUACAGGUCAGUGCCCUCACAAGGACGACUGUGACAGGAUGUUCCCGUACUUCCUGGCUCUCUCUGUCAUCACUUCCUUUAUCAUCUCCCUCGGUGGGACACCAGGCUACAUGCUUCUCAUCAGGUGCAUAAAACCACAGCUGAAAUCGCUGGCCUUGGGUUUCCACACUCUGGCAACACGAACCCUUGCUGGGAUCCCAGCGCCCAUCUACUUUGGAGCAAUCAUUGACUCCACGUGUCUAAAAUGGGGUCAGAAGAGGUGCGGAGGCAUCGGAGCCUGUAGAAUCUACAACACCACUUCAUACAGGAUUGCAUACCUGGGCCUGACGCUGAGCCUGCGAACUAUCUCGUUCAUCAUUUGCAUCCCGGGCUUCAUUCUGCUCAGUCGACAGCUGAAGAAGGAGGAAGAAAAUGCCAUUAACAAAGCUCUGGCCAAUGGCGGCACAGAGCUGGAGGCACUCAGGAAGGAAGAGUUUAUUAUUUCUAAUUCUGACCAAAUGUCAGACAACAGCACAGACAGGGAGACACGGCUGUGACAGAUCCAGCCGAACUGACUCCCUUUGUCCCCUCCGCACACACACACACCACGGAUGAACAAAUACACCCAUAAACACUCACAACACGCACACACACACACACACACACACACACACACACACACACACACACACACACACACACACACACACACAUAUAUAUAUACCCACCCACAUACCCACCCACAGUAUGUACAGUACAGUGAUACUGUACAACACGCACACACUUGCACACAAAUUAUAUUUGCAGGGAAUCGCAUGUUGAUGAUCUCAUAUCAAACAAAAUUCUAUAUUUGUACUACUGGACCUUUGAAGGCUUUGUGAAUUUGACAGAAAUUUGAUAUAAAUGAAAUAUUUCUUGAAUGUACAUGCUGUUAUUUUUUUUCCUUAUAAAUACAAUGUUUUUUUUUCCUGUUUUAAUGGUGGCAAAAGAGAUUAGAUUGGAACUGUGACUUGUCCACACUAUUGCAAAAAACAACAACAACAACAACAACCCAACAGUAUAAUUCUGAACACCAGCAUUUAUUAAACAGCCUCCCUCUUCCUGACACCAGUGUGGCCAGAAAUGACAGAAGUGGCCUUAAAAAAAAAGAGGCGUGGCACACACACGUGAACAAAUGAAUAGAUAAACAUGAAGAAAAUUGGUCCUUCAAAGAGUCAGGAAGGGAUGCUUUUUUUUCUCCAGAUCUUUUGAUAGAAAAGAUAAGCAGGUUGUUGUAGAAACACGUGUUUGAACAUGUGUUUGAGUGACUUUCAGAGGGCUCGGCUGUGUGUGACGUCUGUGGCUCAUUCACUCAACAGUUACCUCUAAAUUGUGUAUGUGUCGUCUGUCUCGCUGAUCGUAGAGAGCGAUUUUCAGUCACGUUCUCAGCGGACUGAAAACCAUUUCAUUUUACUUUUGCAUUUCAUAUUGAAUGCCUUUUGAUUCUAAAACUUUUGUCUUUCACUUUGAAGACCAGAGUUAGGGCUUAUCAGUUUGUGUUGUGCACUUUCUCGAUGUGAAUUUGUUGCUUUGGUAUUUCAUACUCACUGAAAAUGGAAAUUGUAUUUCAGUGAGAUCUGCUUAUCCGUCUAAUACAGUGGUUCUCAGCCUUUUGGAGUCCCGACCCACCGCAUUAAUCAGGAUGGUUUCCUCAGCACGUUUCUAGGUCAACUGUGAAGCCAAUUUCACAAAAUAAAAGUUAAAAGUUUUGUUGUGUUGUUGAAGCACUCACUCGUGCACACAGACUCGACAAUUCCCUGUCUAAAAUAUGUCAUUUUGUUUUGAAUGUAUUAAAAUAUUUUUUUAAUACAACCAUGACCCAGAAAUAACCAUGCGGCCCCCGUGGGCUUCAUGACCCCCAGGUUGAGAAUCACUGGUCCAAUGGAAGGUGCUCUGAUUUCAAUAUCAAUGGCUGCCAUAAGGGGGCAGUGCCAUAUUUUAUAUGGUGUUAAUGAAGAUGUAUGUUUUAUUAAGAAUAUACUGUCAGCUAAACUUGUUAACACAGAUCAUUGGGAUUUGACUGAAUUGGCUCCGAUUGAUUUUUGGUAUUAAAUAACCAUUGUUGAUUGAAA